CAUGCUUUUAAAUCCUUCCUUGUCUUAUUUGAAUCGUUCACUUAUGAUCUAUAAAAAGUAGAACUGCGAUGCUCUGGUCUGAAUCCCACAGACUUCUCGUCCACCCUGUUCUGAGGCGCAUUUUAGAACAACUCUUAUUUCUGACGGGGGGCGUUCCUCUUCACCCCGAUCGCCUUUUUUGUAGUUUGAUAGCAGCAAUCUGUCAACGACUUGUCUGUCCAACAUGUAGGAGCCAGAGUCUGACCCAGAGCAGGAGAAACAAGACAGCAAACCUGCAAAAGGAAAUUUUAUUGUGACACAAUCAGAAAUCUUCGCCUUCUGCUUUCCACCCAGGAGCUGUUACAACAAAGUUUCAGAAUCUGACCACAGGGUGGCGCAAUCAGUUCACGGUUUAACUGUCAGGUGUCCUAAGUUCAAACAAUUUUGCGAGAGAUGCAGAGAGCAGUCCUCCGCGGGGAUCCAAAGAAGCAAACAUUUCACCUGAAUCAUUUGGGUGCCAUCAUGCAGGAUCACAGGAAUGGUAUGAAGCUAUUUCCACCACCAGUCAGCAACCACAGGAUCAUCUCAGAAUUCCCUCAAUGCUACACUCCAGAGGCCUCCUUCCAGCUGAAGACAGACUGGGACAUUCAGACUAAAGCAGCCUUUAAAGACCAAGCUGCCAGGCUGCAGCCAUGGGAUCGCCAGAAAAUGUCUAAAGUGGUAGUUGUUGGAGACCUCAAUGUCGGAAAGACCAGCCUCAUUAAAAGAUUUUGUAAAGAUGUCUUUGAAAGCGACUACAAGGCCACAAUAGGAGUGGAUUUUGAGAUUGAGAGGUUUCAGAUAUUGGGAGUACCUUUCUCCCUUCAAAUCUGGGACACAGCAGGGCAGGAAAAAUUCAAAUGCAUUGCAUCUACAUAUUAUAGAGGUGCUCAAGUGAUUGUCACAGUGUUUAACAUGGCAGAUAUUCAAUCCUUGAAUCAUGCACGUCAGUGGUUGGAGGAAGCCAUGAGAGAAAAUGAUCCAAAUUCUUGUUUCAUCUUCCUGGUUGGCACCAAGACUGACCUUCUGCCCUCAGAUGAAAGGGAGAGAACUGAAAAAGAUGCUGUCCAUAUUGCAGCAGAGAUACAUGCAGAGUUCUGGACACUUUCAGCCAAAACAGGGGAAAACGUGCAGGCAUUUUUCUUUAGGGUGGCUGGUUUGGCUUUUGAAAACUGUAUAGUGAAGGACAUGGAGAAAGGUGUUCCAGCUAGUAUUGGCUGUGGGAAUGUUAUCAAAUCGGAUCGUAUCACUCUCGCAGAGGGCACAUAUCCCGAGAAGAACAUCAUUGGACACACUGUCACCGGGACCCCACUUUGGAGCCAGGCCUGCAGGUGGAGCACACUGGCAAGCCCCUGGUGGCCGGGCCUUAAAGCAGGGACCUCAGCCAGGGACAGCUCGAAGAGGAAACAUGGGCCCUCCUUCCCAUCACCACCUGUGGGAGGGGCCAAAAGGGUCAGAUGCAGUGUGGGAUGGGUGAUGGCCAAGGGUGGGAAUUUUGGUGGAAGUGGAUGGAUGGAUGGACAUAAAUUAAAACAUGGGUACAAAUUCUAAGCAAUGUAGCUGUUUCUUAUAAACAAGGGUUCCAGUAUUGUUCCUCCUGAACAAGCCCCUGACUGAAGACUCUUAGAGUAAUGCUCAGGGUUCUCAAUUAUUGUUUUUGUUUAAUGACAUUCAUUUUUGCAUACUGAGCUCCUGAUCAAGUCUUUUUUAGCCUGUUCAGCGUUUUAAAUCAU
This is a messenger RNA of Gambusia affinis (western mosquitofish), 1751 nucleotides long. RefSeq names its product ras-related protein Rab-36-like. The transcript is spliced from 14 exons. The record is from RefSeq and is a predicted model, not a curated record. Gene Ontology annotation, molecular function: GTP binding; GTPase activity. Bases 433 to 1569 code for a protein of 378 amino acids. Lineage: Eukaryota; Metazoa; Chordata; Actinopteri; Cyprinodontiformes; Poeciliidae.